This is a messenger RNA of Marchantia polymorpha subsp. ruderalis, 2595 nucleotides long. Lineage: Eukaryota; Viridiplantae; Streptophyta; Marchantiopsida; Marchantiales; Marchantiaceae. The record is from the annotation of a GenBank genome assembly.
UCAAGACUUCCAUCUUCCCUGGUUCAGCCAAGAAACCAAAGUCGAGAGAAAAUGCUAUAGUCAUAACGCAGUCCAAAGCUCGGCCAUGGAGUCGGAGAGUGCGAGGAUAAGGAAGCAGUUAUUGGAGUUCGAAAAUGGCAAAUUCCGCAUGAACGAGAGAAUGCCAAGAGAUUUGGGAGGUCUGCGCUCGUUGGCAGUAGCUCGGAAACGGACACCUCGACCGAACGCCAAGAGGUUGGAGGAUUGCGAAAAAGGCUGGAACAACGCGUUCACCAAAGGACUGCACUCUCCACCGCCUCCGGCUUCCCCUCGCUCGCCUGCCGCAAGCAAAGGCAAAUGGGCCGCCCCUGACUCCUCAUCCCCGACUCCUUCUGCCAGCCAAGACGGCAAAUAUAUGCGUCGAUGGACCGACCACUGGCGGAGUGUCAGUGAUAUGGAUGGCAACUGGAGAGGCAAAUCAAGUGCCAGAAUCGAAUCCCAAACUCAAAGAGCCAUGAAUGCCAAAAUCCUCGAAGCAGGUUGGGUCUCGACCUUCUAACCCGAUCACACUUCAACGGGAUGCAAGCUUGAAAUCUAGACGCUCUAAACCCGAACCAACGAGACAGCCUUGAGAUUAUUCUAGUCUUAUUUUUCCAAGUAGAUUGUCUGCAACGCGAGAAAAUCAACGUCGUGUAUGAGCCAAGUUCAUAUGGCUCGCUCGAUCGACCGGGAGGCGGGCGGGGAAGCCAUUUCCGAUCCCCCAUAUACACCGCUUUGCAUCUCCUGCGCAUCGCCAACUGGCCCAAGAGUAAUGCUCGCUUCCCUUCGAUGCCUCCGUUUCUGUAGUUCGACACGACAUUCAAGUUGCUUCUGUGUCCCUUUGACGACGGCUCACAUCGAGCUUGAGCUGCUGCUGAGUCUCUUUGGCGCGAGGCAGCUAGUGGAGGGUCAACAUUCAAUGAUUCAGAGAAUGUUGUUUAUUAUAUCAAAGACGCAAGCAAUGUUCAAAGAAACGAGUCGGCUGGGUAAACAUGACCCGCCUCAGAAGAAAACAAUGGAGGAUCUGGAGCGCGAGUGGAUCGAUUGCGGUAAGGGGGAUCUGCUCGGGCAGCCCGAGCCGUCCUGUCAUGGAUUUUGGAACAAGGUGAUCGUGGGCUAUGAUUUCCAGAAGCCCAAAGACGUCGUGAGACUGUGCAGUUUGGAGUGAGGAUGGGCGAAACAUUACAGCGAUCAGAAAUGAAUACCACGCGUUUACGACUUCGACCGAUUCGAUCCCACCCCAACCUCGCUCAACGAAAGGAUCGCUUCCAAAUGCGCGGUGUUCAAAGCAGCAAGGGGAGGGCAAACCGCCGGUGAUUCAAACAGGCCAACUCAGUCCUAGAGCUGCACAAUGGUUCAGUUGAGAAGAAAUAAGAAUUAGUGAAAUAAUGUCCAUCUCAAAAUAACCUGCUCCGAGAAAACGCAAAGAUUAUGUAGUUGCACGUCGCUCGUCAUUGUUCGAAACCUGAAAGUUUAGGGUGGUCGAGGACAUUUGAGCCUUUUGAGUCCCAGGAAACUGAAGAGGCCUGAGGGGGAGAUCGAGCCAGAGAGGGAGGGAGGGAGUUAAGUGAAUGAGUGAGCAAGAAGCUUAGGAAUCAAAGGGUUUGUGGAGGGAAGGUCGUGUGGGUUCGAUUCGCUGGAAAGAGAGAGCCACAGGUAGAACCGUCCACGGAUCGACACGAGAGGGAUUUGUCCACAUCCUAUUGCGGCCCGCUAGCUCGUUCAAUCGUGGCCCCGACAAGGAUGAAUGCUCCGCCGGAUGGUCGGAUCGGCACGAGCACGUCGAACUCGAAAAAGAGAGGUUAUAGCGUUCUGCGCAUUUUAAGCCUCAGUCGAUAUCUUGUCGAAAAGUUCAUUCAUCCGACGACCGACUCCCUCCGCUUUGACACUGCAUUCAUGCCCAAGGCCUAACCGAGUCUUUUCCGCUUUCUUACUUUCUCAGCGAUCAUCCUCGAGAGAUGGUCGCCAUCGAGAAAAUUAUUGUCGGAUCUCACGUCGAGAACUGGAAAGAUGAACUCACCAGCAGCACCCGAGACAUCCCCAUGGGCCAGGACUCGGAACGACCUACUGGAGCUCGUGGACAGACAGCACAAGGCUGGGGAAGAGAAGGGACAAGGGUUUGAGGGAAGAUCCGCUGACGGCGAUAGUCGCCAUUUAGAAGAAUGUACGAGGAGAAUCAUCAGCCUUCCGUGCUAGACAGAGAAUGUAUCGGCACAGAUGAAAGGAAUGCCAUUCUAUAGCUAUGCAGUGUCUGGUUAUUAAAGAAGACGACGGCAAUAAAUGCCACGGAGUGCAUGGACGCCGCCACACAACCAUCGCAAUGAGAGCUCAGGAGCCUUUAUUCUCACACGGCGUGAUCGAGGCCUCGAAAGUUCUGGACACGGAAGGGUAACGGGCUACUGCAUACACUUCCCCUCUUUUCCUUGAGAAAGGUCGGCUCUUAAAACUCGCGCUUUCCUCCACCGCCCACAAUCAUCGUUCCGACGCUGGGAUUGUCCUUGUAGAGGAUUAUCAGUAACAGGUCAGAUUUCCAAACCUCAGAUCUUCCACAAAGACGUCAAGGACCGAUCGAAGUCA